Camelina sativa (false flax) is the source of this 1639-nucleotide messenger RNA. Its product is annotated as Galactose oxidase/kelch repeat superfamily protein. NCBI's taxonomy places the organism in Eukaryota, Viridiplantae, Streptophyta, Magnoliopsida, Brassicales, Brassicaceae. Gene Ontology annotation, molecular function: protein binding. The record is from RefSeq and is a predicted model, not a curated record.
CUAAUGUUAGAUUUCCACUCGUAUUUUGAGGCCCACCAUAUUUACUAAAGCCCAUGUUUGAGCUAGCCCUUUUAAAACAUGUGGAAUAUCACACGCGCAACCUGAGCGAGUACGUAAAACGCGCUCGACGACUCUCAUAGCAGCGAAGUGAAGUGAAAUCCCUAAAUUUCUCACCUGAGUCUGUUCUAUGCAAGUCGGAGAAGAAGAAGCUGAAGACAUCGGGAGGUUGGUUGCUUAACGGCGAUUCUUAGCUCUGCCAAUGUAUUCCCCGAAGAGGAAGACGGUGACGAUGAAGCAACCAUCGCUUAAGAAAAAGAAGCUAUCCGAUUCACCGCCGACGCCGAUUCCGUCACUUCCUGACGAUUUGCUAAUAAGUAUCUUCGCACGCGUCGCGAGAUUAUAUUACUCGAAUCUUUCUCUCGUCUCCAAGAGCUUUAGAUCUCUCAUUGCUUCACCUGAGCUCUACGAGACUCGGUCACUCUUAGGCCGGACCGAGAGUUGUCUGUAUCUGUGUUUACAGGAGGGAAAUCCUGAUCCUAACCCUCUCUGGUUCACUCACUGCCUCAAACCUGACCGAACCCUAACUAAACGCACCAGGAAGACGAAGAAGUCAAGGGGCAACAUUUUGAUCCCAAUCCCAGUUCCAAAUCCUCCUCUUGCCCACUGGUCAGGUCACGCUUCCGUUGGUUCUAAUAUCUACUUCUUUGGCGGAUACAUUAAAAAUAAUGUACCUUCAUCUAAAGUCUUGGUCCUUGACUGCCGGUCUCACACGUUGCGUGAAGCUCCAAGCAUGCAGGUGGAAAGGUUGGACCCUUCUGCUACCGUCAUUGAUGGAAAGAUCUAUGUAGCUGGAGGCAACCAAGACGAGGAUACAGAGUCCUUGUACCCGAUCGUGAUAUUCGACUCAAAGACCCAAAUUUGGGAUCAUAUGCCCAUUCCUUAUUGGGAGCAAAACUGGGGUUGUCUAUCAAGAAGCGCAUAUAUUGAAGGAAAGUUCUACCUGAUGAUUGGGAGUAAGGUUAUGGCUUAUGAUCGAGAGGUAGGUAGAUGGGACUUUGUCGGAUAUCAGAUGGGUCGGUGUUGGUUAUGGUCUUGUAAUUGUGUUAUAGAGAAUGUUUUGUACUGUUACGGUGGUGCUUUCCGAUGGUAUGACACUGAUCUGCGUUUGUGGAAAAAUAUUAAAGGUCUGAAAGGACUACCUAAGUUUGGCAAGAAUGUCUAUGUGAAGUUGGUGGAUUAUGGUGGAAAGAUGGCUGCUUUUUGGGACAAUCGUGUGCCUCCUACUUCCAGUGAAGAUAAGUACAAGACGAUUUGGUGCGCGGUGAUUGCCCUUGAAAGGCCCAACAGUGAAGAGAUUUGGGGGAUGGUCGAGUGGUAUGAGGCAGUGCUUACAGUCCCCGUGUCAUAUGAAUUCGAGCAUGCUCUUGCUGUUACCGUUUGAUGAAUGACAUACAGGACAGGCUUGGAUGUGGUGAAACAUUUUGUGGGUAUUGUAUCAUUUUGUUGGAUGAUUGUGUAUUGUCUUUAUGCUGUUGACAUUGUUUCACUUGUAAACCUUUGAUGAUGGUUAGCUUAUUUCUCUACUGCUAAAGACCUUAUGAAACACUGUUUUGGUUGAAAAGAAAGUUUACUUUUUUCA